Molecule: messenger RNA, 1809 nt
Organism: Clonostachys byssicola
Lineage: Eukaryota; Fungi; Ascomycota; Sordariomycetes; Hypocreales; Bionectriaceae
Source: the annotation of a GenBank genome assembly
AUGGGAACACUUCUUGAAGCGGGUGCCGACGUGGAUGCAAUCGCUCCUUGUGAUCCUUCGGAUUUUGAUGAAUGGACACCAGUUUACAGCUCAGGUUAUUUGCCACCGGGACUUCACACAACGAUUGUCGAAAGUGUCUUCUACAGACACCCUCACUUUUUCAACCAAUUCUUGCGUUACAGCAGAGUACGACAAGGACAAUUGUCCCAAGCAAGACUACUACAAGCAGCCGUCGAGGGCUGUGAAGAACUUAGAGCGUACCUACAAACGAUUACUGCUGAUACAUCGGAGAUAAAUUGGCAUCUGGAGUCAUGCUUGGCUAAGACGUUUUCACUCAAAGAAACACCAGACUCAUGCUUCAUAGGGAGGAGAAUGCAACUUGUCCGUAACCUUCUAUUCUCCGAUGUCGAUCCAACAUUACCAUCAGCCUGCGGAGUUCUAAGUAUUCAAGCUAUGUUCAAUGUUCUGAUAGGGUGGGGCUACCAAUGGCUAGGGAAGAAAAACGAGCCCCUGCCACGGUGCUUCAAUGAGGUUCAGGAACAGCUGCUUAGGCAUGGUGCUCUUUGGGACGAGAGUGACUGGGACACCACUAUCUGUAUGUAUAGUCUGGGCAUACUACCGUUGCUGGGUACCCUUGGCUUUGAUAUCAGGAGUCUUGAUGGCAGAGCACUUUGUCGUGCCGCUGUUAUUGGAAAUCUCGAAGCUGUGCGAUGGUUAUUGGAUGCUGGCGCCGACGUCAAUGCCACAUGGACCAGAUCAGACGGGCUAUCGAAUGUUUUAUUCAUGGGGCAAGGCUUCCAGUGGAAAUCCGCGGAAACAGGCUUGUUCGAGUCCUGCACUGUGCACUACGGACCUAUCUGGGCUGGCAAGGCAGGGAUGAUCAAAGUCAUUUUAGCGUUGGGGCCAGAUUUGAGGUACCCACAUGCUGGUGACCCGGAUCUUCUAGAAGCCUGUUUCAUACAUUAUCCCCAGUUGGGGGAAGAAACCAACUGCUGCCUUGCCGCGAUCGAACUACUAUUGGAGCAAGGUGCUCCAGUAUCUUCAUCGGCCUUGGCUGCAGUCAUAGGGCUCGGAGGGCAGUCAGAUCUGGUUAACCAGCUGAUCCAUAAGGGCUCAGACGUUCAUAGCUAUGCUAUUGAACGGCGGCAGUUAUCAAUCGAUCAUGGUGUUGGGUUUAGGGUUGUGGACCAGGCCUUCUCGCCGGUCCAGGCCGCAGUCUAUCGAAACAAUCCAGAACGAAUAUCUCUGUUGCUGGAAAGGGGGGCAGACAUAAAUCAGCCAGGUUUUAAUGACCGUGGGGUAACAGCUCUCCAAGCCGCUUGUCAAAUCGAAGAACAGUAUUGGAAGCCCGGCACCCGUCUCAGGAUGGUCAAAUUUCUCCUCAAGCUUGGAGCCUACGCUGACGGUCUACCCGCGCAGAAGAAUGGGUUCUCUGCAUUGCAGAUUGCCGCCGCGAAUGGUGACCUCGAAAUCGCAUUAAUGCUACUUCACAGUGGUGCUGAUCCCAACACAUUGGAUACAGAUGAUCGGAGAGUUGGCAUAACAGCUUUGGACUUUGCAGCAGAGCAGGGCCGAUUGGACAUGCUCCAGCUUCUCUUGACGUUUGGAGGACGGAGUGGCUCUCCAGGAAAGACUGGAGUCGACGGAGCGAUAGAGCUUGCCCGAGAACGGCGAUGCUUUGCAAUCGUGAAAUACCUCGAAGCCCACGCUGACUCAAUAUCUGACUCAUUUGGAGAUUGGACACAUAGCAGAUUUUCACAGCUGGAUGCUCGCUUUGGGUUUAAUGAUAUUACUCGGACGUUUUUAUAA